Messenger RNA from Penicillium digitatum Pd1, 1065 nucleotides. Lineage: Eukaryota; Fungi; Ascomycota; Eurotiomycetes; Eurotiales; Aspergillaceae. The record is from RefSeq and is a predicted model, not a curated record.
AUGGACACCCCCAAUUCUCCCACUCCGAAAAGGAGUCGUGGAUUCAGCGUGAAAUCCGACAAGUCCAACAAAUCGGGAUCAACAAGCCACAAACGUGGACUUUCCGAGUCGUCCGAAGAGAAAGCUCGUCGGAAUCUACAAACCAAAGCCGAUCCUUUGGUCGCCAUGAACGAGCUUCAGCCUAUGGCCGUCGCGCUGGAGAAGUCCAAUUUGGGCUCGCUGCGAGAGAUCGAGUUCAAGGAUCAGUAUGGGAAUGUCAUCACCGAUCCCGACCUGUCAAAUCCCAGUCGACCGCGUUUGGAGCGCCCCUUGGAUACAAUUCGAUCGUUUGAAGCAGCUAUCAAUGGCUCAUACACCAAUAACCACGAUGCCGCAUCACAGAUGGGUGACUUCAGCCGACGUACAAGUUACCAUGGAGGUCAAAACAGCGGUCCUGCAAACAGAAACUACGAUCAAAGUAAUUACUACGGCCAAAGCCAAUCACGACCAGACAGUAUCGUGAACGCAUACCAAAAUGCACCUCUAUCGCCCGAGAACACGAAUCCCUACUACGCCCAUGGCGGAUAUAACAAAAAUGGAUAUGGCCAAAACAGCCGAAGACGCCCACCCCACCAUCCACGCGGGUCAGCGUCGGCGCUCAUGACUCCCUCCGAGGGCUACCCAAAUAUGGCCUACAGCCCCCAGCACGGUUACCAGCGGUCCCGCGACAACGUCGCUGCCAUGUCCAACCCCGGCUCUGGCCACUCAUACCCCUAUGGCCAGUCCACAGACCCCAGCUCGAUGAACAGCUCCAACGACCAGUUGCAGCAGCAGGCUCUGCAGCAACAGCGUCUUGAGGGACGUGCUCAAGCCGAGCGGGGCUAUAACAAUUUCAGUUCACCCAAGCCUCCCCAGCCCGUGGGUGACUCGAACUGGGGUGGACCCGUUGGUGGUACUCCGACUCCCCCGGCGGCUAGGCCCGCACAACCGACUCCGCCAAAGACUGUGAACCAACCCUCAGCUAGUGAGGAGAAGGCAGACAAGAAGAAGAGCUGGUUCAAGCGCCGGUUCAGCAAGGAUAAGUAA